Molecule: messenger RNA, 3607 nt
Organism: Melopsittacus undulatus (budgerigar)
Lineage: Eukaryota; Metazoa; Chordata; Aves; Psittaciformes; Psittaculidae
Gene: RPP30
Product: ribonuclease P/MRP subunit p30
Exons: 11
Coding region: 331-1134 (267 amino acids)
Biological process (GO): translation; tRNA processing
Cellular component (GO): ribosome; nucleolar ribonuclease P complex
Molecular function (GO): RNA binding; structural constituent of ribosome
Source: RefSeq, a predicted model, not a curated record
CUUUCGGAGCCAAGCGUGGUCUUCCUCAGACCCAGGUUUGAUCUUCGGCUCUUCGCCUGAGAUCUGACACACUCGCCACACUGGCCUUCCCCUGGGUCAUGGCGGCCCUUUGGUAGAGCACCUCCGAUCGAAGAGUACAGCGAAGAUGUGAAACACCCUCUCGCUUUGCUGCUGCAGUUUUGUGAGCACAGCCAGCGAACACCGCCGGCUAAACUGCAGCUCUGCCGACGGGAGCAGGGAGCUUCCUGCCUGGGCCUACAAGCCCCAGGCUGCCGCGGGCCGCUGGGGGCGGUGACGGGAGCCGCCGCCCGCCUCUCCACAGCGCUCAGUAUGGCCGGCUUCGCCGACCUGAACCUCCCGCAGGGAUCGGACAAGAAGUCCCUGCAGGCUCUGCUGGAGACCGCAGCACACUUGGGAUAUUCUGCGGUUGCUCUCAAUCAUGUCAUUGAUUUCAAAGAAAAGAAACAGGAAAUCGUCAAGCCAGUAUCUCCUUCAGAGUUGUUUCCAUCUUUGCCUGUUGUGCAAGGGACAUCUAAAAGAAUUAAAGUUUUAACCCGGCUAACACUUGUUAUUUCUGAUCCUUCCCACUGUAAUCUCUUGAGAUCGACGUCUCCAAAUAUAAGGUUGUAUGACAUCAUAGCAGUAUUUCCGAAGACUGAGAAACUGUUCCACAUCGCUUGCACAACUCUAGAUGUGGAUCUGGUAUGCAUAAAUGUAACAGAAAAACUGCCAUUCUACUUCCGAAGGCCCCCUGUGAAUAUGGCAAUAGAUCGAGGCAUUUACUUUGAACUUCUCUAUACGCCUGCCAUCAAAGACUCCACAAUGAGAAGAUACACAAUUUCAAAUGCGAUCAGCCUGAUGCAGAUCUGCAAAGGAAAGAAUAUUGUCAUAUCUAGUGCAGCUGAAAGGCCUUUAGAACUACGAGGUCCUUAUGAUGUGGCUAAUCUAGGUUUGCUAUUUGGCCUGUCAGAAGGUGAAGCCAAGGCAGCUGUAUCUACCAACUGCAGAGCCACCAUGCUUCAUGGAGAAACUCGGAAGAGUGCCUGUGGGAUAGUGUACACAGUGAAGAAGCCUCGCAAGGUUGAGGAGGAAGAAACACUGCCAGCCUGCAAAAAAGCUAAGACUCAAGCCUGAGGACUCAACCAGUUGUCAACAAGAACCUCCAUCCCAUCUUUACUCAGUGUUGAGACUUCUUCCUCCCUCCAGCUACUCCUGUUCCUCCCUUACUACUUUAUUUAGCCUGGAGAAGAAUUCUUCUGGUGCUCAAGUGAGGAAAGCUGUGGGAAUGAGACUGCUGUAUGGUAGUCCACCACACCUAAAAGGUCAUGCUGGGCUUCUGGCCAAGGUCAGGAGACUCUCUCUCCACCCUGUCCUAGGUCUUCUGAAGAUAGUGCAAACUCAACACAAUGUUUCUAACAGAAAUUUUCAGUUGUUACAAGUGCAUUCCUUUUUAAUUAAAAACGUUUCUAAGAAUGUAUGCUUUGAAAGUAUAGCUCAUGGUUUGUCAAGUUUUAAACACAUCUCUGUACUAAACCUUACAGCUGCAAACAGUAGAUGAAGUUUACCUUCAGGGGCCUGUGGAGAAUAGUUGUGCAGUAAAGAAAAAACAAAACAAAACACUGCUUCCCAUUCUGUUUUGUGGCCAGUGGCUAUAAAGAAGAUCCUAGAUUCUGCCACUUGCUAGGAGAUACCUUGGAUUUGUGUUACAGUAGGACUGACUAACCUGACCUGCCAGAGACACAUCCCAAGGGCCAUCCCUGACCUGCAGCUCUUAAACCAAGGGUCACAUGAGAUGGUUACUGCAGAUGGAAAGGAAGAGCCCAGGGUUACACUGAAUAUGUGCUCAGCAUGCUGUGUUGCAGUCACAGCAUAACAGCUGUCUCACCUAGGACUGAGCAGUCUCCAUGUCACAUCAUUUUUACUGCAUCAUUUCCUUCUUUAUGUCCUGGUCUGGCAAUGUUGUCUAGGAGAGUGUUCAUUUUGCUGCCUCCUGCCUUUCUGUUUUCCUUCCUGUUAAUGCUUCAGUAAACUUAAUCUGGCUGCCAAAAAAGCAAUCAUAACAGAUUUAUAAUCAGCAGAGCAUUGUCAGAGCUUUUCCAAAUGUUGACUGAAGUUUUUCUUUUGAUGAAACCAAUAUAAAAAGUUAUGUAAGCUACUGUACUCGGGAUACUCUUGAGCCAGCUUUACAGUGAAUAUUCCAGUUCUUUAUUUGCAUCUGACAAGUUGAGAAGUGGAAGUUACAGGAUGUAAGAUAUUGCAGAAAUCUUGCAGUGGAUCAUCUCAGAGUUCUUGGUAACUGGACUGAGCAGAAUAGGUGAAGAUCUCAGUAGGGUAACAGUUCUAUAUAAUGCUCGUUAAGUCCCAACAGCUUUUGCUUCAUUCAACAAAUUUUGAGUUAUUAUUGUUAACUUGAUGAUUUCAGUCUGUUUUAGUCUAGUUGUUGGGAUGUUAUAUGUAUGUAUCACUCACACAUAGACACACAUAGUUUGCUGUUUAUGGGCUUACCUCCAAAAUGAUCAUGCUCUAAUUAGAGAAAAAGCAAAAUGUGUCUAGUGCAAUUUUCUGAGUGACAUACCCUCUUGCCUUGGCUACUGAAUAACCUACCUUGAGCAUGACAGAAGUUGUUUGCUAACUAGCAUAUGGGAGGUGGCUUUGAAUGCUAGAGGUCCUUGCUACUCGUUUGAUUUGAUACAAGAAAAUUACAGUCUUGUAUCUUUAUUCUUUAAGAUACAGUGCUUCAGGAACUGAUUGAAAAGUUUCUUCUCCCUCAGUUUCCUGAAGUUUGUUCUGGCCAAUUUGCUGCCUGAACAAUUGAACUGCUUCUCAGUUAGGAUGAUAAACAAACUGAGUUAGCCAGCACUGAUGUAAUUUCUAUUUCCUGCAAGGCAUGCUCCCAGUGUCUGGGUAAUUGUGCACAAGCAAGUAGUGAAAUAGUGGCUUACAGAGAAGGGCAAUGAGCAGAGAUGUGCCAUAAUUUUUAUGGAGAAGAGCGUGUUCACAAAUACGGCCUAUGGCUGGCAAGGUGACAUCUGUGAGUUAUGGUGCUUGUGUGAGAAAAGUCUCAUCUGUCUAAAACUGUUGGCCUCAGUCUAGGAUAGCUGGCUGCAGACAGAACUGGCUUUUCUUCUGCUUGCUCCUGUGCAGGGUUUCUGUAAAUUCACUUAGUCUCCAAAAUUGGCACUCCUGUAACAACUGUUUAUCACUGUCUGCUCCUGACCCCACCUCAUUGCCCAGGACAUUGCUUUGGCCAGACAGUAAAGCCUUGUGGCUGGAAGCCAAGUGACAGAGCUUGGUGAAGGUGUUCAAGCGCCUGUCAUGAAUUUCUCAGGAAGGCCAUUGCUAUGGGGCAUCAGGAUUUUCAGUGAAUGCACCAUGUGAUGUCCCAGUGAAAUGGGAUGUUGAUUCCCCUGCCGGCAGCACUGUUAAGGUUGUUUUGCUUCUGCAAAAGCAAAGGGAGAGAGAGGUGUCUGCCUUUCCUAGCAGAACUCACAUUGUCCUUGGCUUGGAUAACUGAAGCUGUCUCAUGUGCUCCACAUAGUAAGUACUGAUUUGCUGAGAAACUGAGAUUUUAAAUCAAAUUCAGUAAUAAAACUGUAGCUUUGUUUUA